Microthlaspi erraticum is the source of this 675-nucleotide messenger RNA. The record is from the annotation of a GenBank genome assembly. Lineage: Eukaryota; Viridiplantae; Streptophyta; Magnoliopsida; Brassicales; Brassicaceae.
AUGAAAACCUUCGAUUUGUUUGUUACGUUUUUGCUUUUCUUGAACGGUUUCACAACCGCACAAACUCUGAUUCGAGAUUCUUGCAAGAAAGCCGCAGCGACAGACCCAGAACUCAAACUCGGUUUCUGCGUCCAGUCUCUUGAAGGAGAUCCACAAAGCAAAACCGCAACUAGCCUGGAGGGAUUGGUCAUAGCAUCCGCUAAGAACGCUGCGUCCAAGAUGAUCAACGUGAAAGGUAUCGUUGAAAAUAUUCUCAAGGACAAGAGAGCUUCACUCGGUAUUGAGAUGUUGUCAGUGCUGAGAUGUUGUCAGUGCCGUGCGAAGGCCUACUACCACCGAUAUUUGGAUAUUGGGGGACUCAAAGGUAUAUAUUAUAAAUGGGGGCCUGAGACUAAUGCCUUUUUCAUUACACUAUACGCACGGCUCUGGAUGUUGUUACGCGGUUGCGUCGAGUUUUACGACACGGCUGGUGAUUCCAUAGACGAAGCUUUGACGAGCGUUAAAUCAGGUGAUUACGACUCUGCUAAAGUGCAUUUGACCGCUGCUUUGGAUGCACCGAGUGAUUGUGAAGAUGGAUUCAUGGAAAGGAAGCAACAUAAAUCUCCGUUUGCAAAUGAGAACAAUGUUUUGAGUCAGAAACUUUCGAUUCCUUUAGAUUUUACAGCUAUGUUGUGA